Molecule: messenger RNA, 3327 nt
Organism: Glossina fuscipes
Lineage: Eukaryota; Metazoa; Arthropoda; Insecta; Diptera; Glossinidae
Product: decorin
Exons: 8
Coding region: 76-1677 (533 amino acids)
Molecular function (GO): protein binding
Source: RefSeq, a predicted model, not a curated record
UACUAAUACGAAAUAUCACUAUUGAUAAUUGUUUUAGAUAUGUUAUUGAAUAACAUUAUCCAAUAAAUACAAGAAAUGAAAAAGAAAGAAAAAAAAAAAGAAAGAAAGAAAUUAUCUUCGGCUUUUGUCAAAUUUUUUAAUACGCUUUCAUUGACAAUAAUUUGUUUACUAAAUAGAGUGAAAAUGCAUUCAUUCGCUCAUUAUGCAUCGCAUCGUAUAUAUUCCAAAUUAUAUUUUGAUAUAAUUGACAGGAACUUUUAUAGCGUUUAUUAUGGACGAGGAACUCCUCUAAAAGGUGAACCUUCAUUCUAUGGUGAGGAAUAUCGCGAUGAUGACUAUGGGUAUUAUGAUUCCGAUGAAAGUGAAGAUGAUAGUAGUCAAGAUCAACAAAAAACGAUAGCACAAGAAGCAAAAAAAAAAUUAACAACAACAACUACAACUACUGUGAAAACCUUGCUUAGUUUAUUUAAUUUACCGAAGCGUAAUGAUCAUGUUUUAGAUCCAACAUGUCCGAAAGAAUGUUUAUGUUUAGAGGAUUUUAAAUUUGUUAAUUGCGCUCAUGCACAUCUGAAACAUGUGCCGCCCGAUUUACCUAGGACUGCUUAUAAAGUAGAUUUAAGUAACAAUCAAAUCGAAUUAAUACGGGGAACAGACUUUGCUAAUCGUAGUAAAUUGAUGGAAAUUAAUUUAAAUAAUAAUCAUUUAACAGAAUUAAAUAAGGAGAUAUUUAAUGGCUUAACUAGACUGCAAAGGUUACAUUUGGCUUCAAAUCUUUUAACUACAAUAGAACCGGACACUUUUCACGGAGCUACUGAUUUAAGUUUGUUGGAUCUAAGUAAUAAUUCUAUCGUCUUGCCGCAACAAGGUUCUCUACUCAACCAAACCUCAUUAUUAGAAUUUCACUGCCGUAAUUGUUCUUGGUCUUACAUUUCUAAAGACACAUUCAAAAAUACACCUUCUUUAACCGUACUGAGGAUUGAUCAAAAUGACUUUGGUAUGAAAAUCAAUACGCUCGCGUUUACGCCUUUAAAGAAUUUAAUAAAGCUGAGUUUGCCGGAUUUGGAUCAAAAUAAUACCGAGAAACUAUGCGAAUUAUUGGAAACUAUUGAUAAUAUUAGCUUUAAACGUUUCGAUGUGAGUUGCUUCGAAUUGGUUUUAGGAACUAAUUAUAAUGACAGCAUAAUUUUAACAACUGACCGCUCAUUCCCAAAUCCACGCUGGCCAAAGGAGGAGAUUGGGACACAUUUAACUGCAAUUAAGCCUAACAACAAUACAGUAAUAAAAGGCAUAACCAAAAUGAACACAAAUGUUAAUAUGACUUACAUGACAAACAACAGUAACAGCAGCAGCAGCAACAACGACAACAACAACAACACUAGUAGCAGUGUAGAAGGUGUUCUACUUAUAAAUACCAGUACGGUAUCCUCAGUAGUAAAUAGUAGUUCAAGCAAAGGAAGCGAAGAAGCGUACCAAGUUCCUGUAUCUCCGGAAACUAUUGACCGGAUGCUAAUAGGUCUUAUGGUCGUAUCUAUUAUUGGCUUAAUUGUUGGGCUUAUAUGCCGCAAUGAUGUUGGUGGUAUAAAAACUAAGUGCUGUCGAACACGUAAAGUUCCAACUGAAAAUGAAGAAGAUCCCGACGCUACCCCAGAAGAAAUACCAUUAAAUAAAAUCUCUUAAUUGAAAGUGUAGCGCAACUUGCUUUGAAUACGUUACUAUAAUGAAUAAUUUUUGAAUUUGAAUUUUUUGUCUUAUCAUUCCAUAUAUUCAUAAAGAACUAUGUAUUUCACUGUUUGCGACGCUAAGGUUUAGAAGGGUUUAUUUAGCAUUUUGCAGGCUAUUGUUUGCUUUUUUAAAUAUGUAUUUUUUUAAAUUUUUUUUUUUUUAUCAAUCAAAUGUUUUACAUAAGCUCUUUUGUAUAAAAAAUUACGCACACAACUAAUUUGCCAUUGAGUUGAAAUUAUUGUAAUUAUUUAAUUUACAUAAAGUACAAAACCAAACAAAAAUCAUAAAUCAUUUUACUUUCAAAUCGGCUGAGAUUGAUAUAUGAAUCAAUUUUUAAAUAUGGUUUAAUAUAUUAAAAAGCAAUAAAAAUAAAAAACAAUUCAUUCUAUUUAUCGUCGCUCAUUUAAUGCUUUACUCAUCAUUUUGUUGAAGUAGGAUAAUCCAAACAAUAAUAAAUGUCAGAUUGAAGAAGCAAUAGGCAUUUGCGUGUCGAAAGAAAUGUAUUUAAGAAAUCUUGGAUUAUCAAUACGAAAUCGUGACAAAAUGUCCCCUUUCUUAAUACUAGAUUUACGGCACUUGUCAAUUUGAUUUGGUUUUUAUAUUAAAACUUCAGCAUAAGAAAUUCGAUACCUUUAGAUAUCAUAUAUGGGUUUUGAAUAAUAUAAUGCGUCAAUUAUAUAUGUCAACCCUUUUUUCUGGGACACACCUACUUAUGCUAAUUUAAUGCAAAUAUCAUUUGGUACACAUAUGCCAAUAUCUACGAAAACUCGGCUAAUUGAUGGGUAAUUAUUGUGAGUUGUUUUAGUCGCUGAAGCUUAACACGAAUACUUCUUAAUCGAUUAAGAACGUGAAACUGAAAAACGUCCACGUGCAGAAGCAACUAAGCCAACGUUCGAAAAAAUCGCGAUUUUUUUUUCCAUUUUCAUGUAUAACUUUAGAUCCCGCUAAUAUAUUUUCGAAAAACUAUUAACCGAAUGUUCACGAGAACCAACUUUGCAUGUUCGAUGCAAACGUGAUUCCAAUCGGUCACAACAACAUCUUAUUUUUCGUUUAUUCCAAGGACACAUUGAAUUGGAUUUCUUCGCUAAUUGUGGACAAGUUAAUAAUAUAUAAACUUGUGAGCCUAAUUUACUUUUUGACUUCCUUCUUCUUAAGUCAAUUUAAAAUUUACCACUAAGUCCAAUUAUUAGUAGGGCGGACAACAAAAAACUUUUAGCACGGAAUCUGAACGAACAUGUUUGUGUGUCAUUUACAUCAAUUUGGAAUUGAAUUGAUUCCAAUUCUUAGGAAUAUUGGUCUAUAGUUUUUACCUUUCCGAAUCUUAUUAGCUUUACUUGAAGGAUUAUUUGCAGCCAUUUGAUGAUGUUAAACAUCGGAAUAGAUGGAAAAAAUUGCAUGGAAGGAAGAAGUUUGGCAAAGGUAAAUAAAUAGUACCUUGUGUUUUGCAUUUUGUACUUUUAUUUUAAUAUUACUGACACUUGUCUUUUCUCAUUUUUUGUACAUAAUUUUCUUCUUAUCUAAAGGUGUGCGUCCCUCCUUAGCACUUAUUUGAAUAAAUUUUAUCCUCACGACUCGGAUACUUGAAAAAUCUUUCUAAACACACUA